CAUGCAAAUCUACGAGAUAAACACGCUCCACCCUACAUAAUCUCCGCCACCUCCUCCCCACCACUCAACUCACCAAUAUGGCUUCCCCCGACCUCAAACACCGCCCCAUCCAACAGCAAACCGCCCCCGACGAAGACGACAUGAACCACCACCACCGCAAAAAGCCCAAGAACGCGGCCGCCCACCGCGGGCUGCGGUCGCUGAGCGUGGCCGUGGCCCUGCCCCUCUCCCUCAGCGUCCUCGACAUCUUCCUCUUCGGCUCCUCCAGCCGCUACCGCAGCCUCGACAAGCCCUUCUACGUGCCCCCGCUCUGGGCCCUGCACCUCGCCUGCGUCAGCACCGCCUUCCUCUCGGGGCUGUCGGCGUGGCUGGUCUGGGCCGAGGGCGGCUUCCACCGCCACCCCGCCGCGCUCGGCCUCUACCUGGGCCAGCUGGCGCUCAGCCUCGUCUGGUACCCCGUGGUGUUCGGGGCGGGCGCCAUCCGGGUCGGGCUGCUGCUGUGCGCGGCCCUCUUCGGGGUGCUGCUCGGCUGCGCCCGGGCCUUCCGGAAUAUGAAUCCCAUCGCCGGGGAUUUGGUGAAGCCGUGCUUGGCCUGGGCGCUGCUGCUCGCCGCCGCCAAUGUUAGGCUUGUGUAUCAAUGAAUUUUCAUGCUGUGUGUCCACUGUCUUUAGGUUUUGUUAUGUAUACUUGAGAUGAGUUCUGUCUCCCCAGAGGAAAUACAGGGUUUAUACAUUUAUCCACACUGUAAAAUUCUCGUGUUAAUUUGUACUUCUCUGCUUUAUCAAACUUUCAUUUAAAUACC
Salvia miltiorrhiza (redroot sage) is the source of this 802-nucleotide messenger RNA. Its product is annotated as translocator protein homolog. Gene Ontology annotation, cellular component: membrane. The transcript has a single exon. Bases 78 to 641 code for a protein of 187 amino acids. Lineage: Eukaryota; Viridiplantae; Streptophyta; Magnoliopsida; Lamiales; Lamiaceae. The record is from RefSeq and is a predicted model, not a curated record.